This is a messenger RNA of Globicephala melas (long-finned pilot whale), 990 nucleotides long. RefSeq names its product sialic acid binding Ig like lectin 15 (gene SIGLEC15). Gene Ontology annotation, biological process: regulation of osteoclast development; regulation of actin cytoskeleton organization; regulation of bone resorption. Gene Ontology annotation, cellular component: plasma membrane. NCBI's taxonomy places the organism in Eukaryota, Metazoa, Chordata, Mammalia, Artiodactyla, Delphinidae. The record is from RefSeq and is a predicted model, not a curated record.
AUGGAAGGUUCCUUCCAACUCCUGGCCUCCUUGAUGUGCAUCAUCCUGAUGGGAUCAUUUGUGAGAACUAAAAGAGAUACCACCAGGAACUUGCUCAACACAGAGCUGCACAGUGCGCCGGCGCAGCGCUGGUCUAUGAAGUUGCCGGCCGAGGUGAGUGCGGCGGCGGGCGAGGCGGCAGUGCUGCCUUGCACCUUCACACACCCGCACCGCCACUACGACGGGCCGCUCACGGCCAUCUGGCGGGCGGGCGAGCCAUACACUGGCCCGCAGGUGUUCCGGUGCGCGGCGGCGCGGAGCAGCGAGCUCUGCCAGACGGCGCUUAGCCUGCACGGCCGCUUCCGGCUGCUCGGCAACCCGCGCCGCAACGACCUGUCGCUGCGCGUCGAGCGCCUAGCGCUGGCCGACGACGGCCGCUACUUCUGCCGCGUCGAGUUUGCCGGCGACGUCCACGAGCGCUACGAGAGCCGCCACGGCGUCCGGCUCCGCGUGACCGCCGCCCCACGGAUCGUCAACAUCUCGGUGCUGCCCGGCCCGGCGCACACCUUCCACGCGCUCUGCACGGCUGAAGGGGAGCCGCCGCCCACCCUCGCCUGGUCCGGCCCAGCGCUGGGCAACGGCUCGGCCUCCGUGCCGAGCCCAGGUCAAGAUCACGGCCAUCAGGUGACCGCCGAGCUGCCCGCGCUGGCCCACGACGGCCGCUACACGUGCGCGGCCUCCAACAGCUUGGGCCGCGCCGAAGCCAGUGUCUACUUGUUCCGUUUCCACGGUGCCUCCAGGGCCUCAGCAAUCGCCGUCCCGCUCGGCGCGCUUGGUCUCAAGGUGCUUCUGCUGCUCGGCGUUCUGGCCGCCCGCGCCGCAGCCCGCCGCCGCCUAGAGUACCCAGUCACCCAGGACGCCUCCCCGCGGCCCCAAGCUCAGGAGUCCAAUUAUGAAAAUUUGGGCCAGAUGAGUCCUCAGGGUCCACCAGCAGCCGUGUGUUCACCUUGA